Molecule: messenger RNA, 3675 nt
Organism: Hermetia illucens (black soldier fly)
Lineage: Eukaryota; Metazoa; Arthropoda; Insecta; Diptera; Stratiomyidae
Gene: cdm
Product: importin-13
Exons: 11
Coding region: 1-2922 (973 amino acids)
Biological process (GO): protein import into nucleus
Cellular component (GO): nuclear membrane; cytoplasm
Molecular function (GO): small GTPase binding
Source: RefSeq, a predicted model, not a curated record
AUGGAACCGAUAGACAUCAAGGCUCUCGAGGAGGCUGUGGUCCUCUUUUAUCGAUCGACAUCGAAUCAACAAGCAGUCGCCCACGACUGGCUGACGAAGGCUCAGAGCAGUACACAGGCAUGGUCGUUUUCGUGGGAUUUGAUGCAGUUGGGAAAGAGUCAGGAAGUCCAAUUCUUCGGAGCCAUCACGCUGCACUCGAAGUUAAUGAAAUUCUGGCAUGAGGUUCCGCCGGAGAACCGGGACGAGUUGAAGCAGAAGCUGCUGGAGCACAUUAUAAUGUUCGCUGGGGGGCCUAAGAUCGUCCUGAAUCGACUUUGCAUCGCGCUCAGUGCAUUUAUCGUGCAUAUGCUCAAGGACUGGCCAACUGCGAUUGAGGAUGUUCUCAACACGUUCCAGUCACAGCAGAUCCCGAAUGUAACGCCCGAGACGCAGCUAUGGAUUAUGCUUGAGGUCUUGUCCGGGAUCCCUGAAGAGGCGAAUGCAAUCUACACUUCCGUAAGGCGAGUGACACUGCGCGGAGAAAUUAAUAAGAAGGCCCCGAUUGUGAUGAAGGUUAUCGAGGGAUACUUGGAAGCGCAAGUUGAGCGAGAAUGGCGUGAUGAGGACAUCACGAAUGUGAUAAAAGCCGUUAAAUGUGCCGACAUUUGGAUAAAAAACGGCGGUUAUCAAAUCGACAAGUGUCACAAACUAACCGAUUGUCUGCUCAAAUCAGUUAACAAAGUCUACUGGCCGAAUGCUCAUGACGACGGUUGUUUAUCUGCGGACGAAAACGAUUUAGCCGAAGCAAGUCUCAAAACUCUAGCGAAUAUUAUGAAGCAGCCUGAGUCCCACCUUUAUCCAAACAACGCUUUCACGCUUAUCAAAAUGUGCUUAGAUUCUCUAACAGAUAUAACCAAAUCGGAGUGGAGAGAAAACAAUCCAAACGAGGACAUCGCAGUUAAUAUUUAUACAUUAUUUAUAUCAUCCAUUGAACGGCAUUCACGCUUGCUAAUGGCCGGAGUCUGCGCUGAGGAGUCUCAACACGGAGAAUUGUAUUCGAGACUUGUGAAUGAAAUUCUUCAAUGCACAAACAAGCCGGGCAUUUAUCCAGUGGAAGAAUCAUGCAGCAACUUAGCCAUGGCAUUUUGGUAUUUGCUGCAGGACGAAGUCUUCUCUCUUGCAAAUAACGAGGAAAAAAAUAAAUGCUUGAAAAUUAUUCAACCAUUAUACGCCCACCUGACUCGAAUAUUGAUUCGGAAAGCACAGCAGCCCGACGAGGCGUCUCUAGAUAAGUGGAAUGCCGACGACUUGGAGACAUUCAGAUGUUACCGUCAAGAUAUUGCAGAUACAUUGCUGUACUGUUACGACGUACUUAAAAACCACAUCUUCGUAAUAUUCUCAAGCGCCCUUAAUGAGGCUAUAGUAGAAGUCCAAUCCGAUCCGUCGUCCUGGACUAAAUUAGAAGCUUGCAUACUUGCCUUCCUUGCAGUAGCCGAACGUACAUUUAGCAUGGAAACGGAACAGAUUCCAAAAAUGAUGGAGGUCCUUAAUAAUAUCCCAUACGAAAAACUCAACGAAAAGCUGCUAGGAACAGCUCUAGAAACUGUUGGUGCUUAUUGUUUAUGGUUUAAGGAUAAUCCCGAAUACAUACCGUCUGCAAUACAAUUACUGGUUAAAGGACUAAAUUCAUCGAUGGCCUCACAGGCAACAUUGGGGUUGAAAGAACUAUGUCGCGAUUGCCAAAUACAGUUGAAACCGUACGCUGAACCACUAUUAGAAGCUUGCCAGGCAGUUUUGCUAGGGGGCCGGCUGAAAAACUCGGAGUCUGUUCGGUUGAUGUUCAGUAUAGGAAGAUUAAUGAGUAUGUUGCCGCCUGCAAAAAUCACUUCUUGUCUAGAUGCAAUGGUGUCACCUUGCUUUGAAGAGCUGCAAAUGAUCGCGCAAGCCGGUGCAAAAACGGAGCCCGCUAAAAUAAGAACCCUCUAUCGUUUGAAUAUGAUAUCCACACUUUUCUCCUCCCUGAACACGAACACUGAAGAUGGUUCUGUAUUGAAUGAAUCGUAUUCAAAUGGCGGAGUUCAGCCAAUCUUGAUUGUAAUGCAAAAUACUAUGCCAAUUUUUAAGCAAAUCACUGAGUUGUGGAUUCAGGAAACGCAAGUUGUCGAGGCUUCGUGUAAUGCACUGAAACACGCAAUUACGAAUUUAAUGACAGAUUUCAAGCCGAUGCUGCAAGAUCUUUGUGUGUUGAUAAUUUCAAUUAUGCAGAACAUUUGUUCCGCUCCGCUGUUGGCAGUAUCAAAAACUUGUAUUCUGAUGUUCUACAAAGAUGAAGAUUGCAAAGGAUUAAUGCAACAAUUUCUAGUUGAAGUAAUUUCCCACACGUUCAGACUUUUUGAGCAAACCUUGGAAACGAAUUUUUCGAAUAUCUCUGAUGUCGUAGAAAUGUUUUAUAAUGUCAACUUCCAUAUAGUAAAGAAAGUCCCCGAAGCCAUUUCAAAUGGCACAGUGGACUUGAAUCGUUUAAUUUCAUAUGCACUUCGGGCGAUCACCUUACCUGAAACGGGAGCUAUCCGAUACGGAAUUCAAUUCAUCUCGCACUUUAUUACGCAAUCAAGACAAUAUCCCAUCAUGAUGCAGACCGUUCUCGACAAAGGUGAAGAUAUAAUUCGAACAGCAAUUUUAUGCAUAGGAUGUCAUACGCCGCGCCCUCAUGUUGAUAAAUUCGCGGAUAUAUUCCUGGCGGCAAAUAAGAAAUAUCCAGCCGAGCUUGUUGUGUGGAUGAAAAUGCUUGGAACGUACAACUUCCCCACGCCUGUAAUUGAAAACGAUGAUAAAAUGAAGUUCAUGUCACAGAUAGUGAGAGAAAGAGUGAACAAGCGUUUGAUACAGAAUUAUAUUAGCGAAUUUGCUACGAAAUCUCGAGGAUUAAGCGAAAAGCUCUAAACAAGUUGCCAAAAAACGAACUACAAGUUUACGAUGUUUUUGCGUGUUUUUAGUGAUUGUUUUACGAUUAUCUCUGAUAGCAAUUUUAGUUCAAACCCAACAAUGUGAUAAAAGGCAUUUUAUUUUGUUGAUUUACACGAAUUAGAUUAGAAAAGAAACUUAUUUUCUAAACAUAGGAUUCCCAGACAGUAGGUAGGUUUAUUGUAAUCCAUUUUUAUGCGAAGGUCGUCUUUUGUAUUUCCUCCAAUACAACAUGCGAUACUCUGCUGGACAUCUGUGCGUUGAGAGAUAACUCAUUGAUCAUACUUCCUGCAUGAUGCAUUCAAUAAAUUGACUUUACGAUUAUGAGUAGAAAUUCCCUUCAUCCUAAACGAAACUUUAAGGGUAAUUUAUGGUAGACGCAAGAGAGCUAAGACAUUUUUUUAAAAUGGUUCUAAUACCGACAGACUUUGAAAAAUAACAAUAAAUCUCUCAACGAAUGCAGCAGAGUAUUAUAUACCCAUAAAUAUUUUGCCUUUAGAAAUAUGUAAAUAAGGAAACCCGCGUAUGUCUUUUGACAUAUGUUCUCGCGAUGUGAAUUUGAAUUUCAUUGCUCACCUAAAGGAUCCAAGAGACAUAAUUUACAUUUUUUCGAAAAUUUAAUUUAUCAAUUUGAGGAAGAAAGUGAACGAGUGAGACAUAAGUUAUAUACACCUAAAAUAAUGUAUUAACGCUUUAAAUUCGUACAAAUAUAAUUGACAUGGAAAAUUGGAA